Molecule: messenger RNA, 2281 nt
Organism: Rana temporaria (common frog)
Lineage: Eukaryota; Metazoa; Chordata; Amphibia; Anura; Ranidae
Product: C-X-C chemokine receptor type 2-like
Exons: 2
Coding region: 137-1198 (353 amino acids)
Biological process (GO): neutrophil chemotaxis; G protein-coupled receptor signaling pathway; immune response
Cellular component (GO): membrane
Molecular function (GO): C-X-C chemokine receptor activity
Source: RefSeq, a predicted model, not a curated record
UCGUUUUCUUCUGCACUCCCUAAAAGAGAAGACAAAGUUGUGAAACUCAAGUUCCUCUUCCUAAGUUUGUCUUUCCAGUAGCGAGAGGAACAUCUGCAGCAGCUGGACAUCCUCACACCAGGCUCGAAGGACAGACAUGGCCAAGUCAAACAUUUUCGACCUGGACUGGCUUGAAGACCUGUUUACAGAUUCACCUACCCCCUAUUACCCAUCAUUUGAUGCAGCCCCUUGCAAGUCUCCGGAGAACGUGAACAAAUAUAUAUAUGUUGUGAUUUACUCCAUAGUCUUUAUUCUAAAUGUAGUCGGCAACAGCCUUGUCAUUUUAGUAAUUUACCAGAACAAGUUGAAGAGGUCGUCCACGGAUGUCUACCUCCUGAAUCUUGCCAUUGCCGACUUGCUGUUUGCUGUGACUCUGCCCUUUUGGGCGGCAUACAAAGCCCAUGAAUGGAUUUUUGGGAUCGUCAUGUGUAAACUUGUGUGUAUAUUACAGGAAGUCAACUUCUACAGCGGGAUACUGCUGCUGGCUUGUAUAAGUGUGGAUCGGUACCUGGCUAUUGUCCAUGCCACAGAGGCCGUGACACAGAAGAGGCACUGGGUCAAGUACAUUUCCAUCUGUAUCUGGAUAUUUUCCUUAGUUAUAGCCCUUCCCACCAUCUGGUUCAAGGCUGUGUUUUUGACCCCUAGAAAUGGUUAUGUCUGCCAUGAGGACAUUGGCGGUGAGAACACGUUCCGCUGGAAGAUCAUCAUAAGAAUUGGACGCCACUUGGCUGGAUUCUUCAUACCUCUGCUCAUCAUGCUUUUUUGCUAUGGCUUUACCAUCAAAACUCUUUUUCAGGCCAAAAACAACCAGAAACAACGAGCCAUGAAGGUCAUCCUGGCAGUAGUUUUAGCCUUUCUGAUCUGCUGGCUUCCUUACAAUAUCACCGUUAUAGUGGACUCGCUACUGAGGACAAACUAUAUCAAUGAGACCUGCGAGUUCCGGAACAGGUUGGACGUGGCCCUCUCUGUGACCGAAAUAUUUGGUUACUCCCACAGCUGUAUCAACCCAAUUCUCUACGCCUUCAUCGGACAGAAGUUCAGACAAAGCUUCCUCAGGAUCUUGGCCAGCAAGGGUAUCAUCAGCAAGGAAAUUGUGUCUCGCUACGGCCGGAGCUCCUCGGUCAUGUCAACUUCUGGAAACACGUCCACCACAAUCUAGCGGAUUGAAUGUAAAAUCUGGGCAGUAGUUAAAGGGAUGCAGUGAAGCCGUACAGAUCCUGCAAUCACCACUGCAUUCCAAAAAGAGAACUUUAAAAGUAAACCAAAAGCCAAGUAUUAAAAGAGAGAGAGGUGGGGUCUCCUUCCAUCUUUGGGUCUCCAUUGGGGCACUCUAAAUCUGGUGGGUGGAUCUCAGACUGACCCCAGACUGACUGUGACAACCAGGUCAUUGCUGUGAGCUGAACAUGUCCACUCCCAUCUCUGGGUUGCAUCCCUUAUAUAUUUCUAAGGAAAGUCUGUUAGAAACCUAGUGACAUGAGGACCAUGACACCAAUAUUAUGGUGUCACUGUCUCCUAGAGGAGUUUCCAUCAGAAUAUAUGACAUGUGCCCUCCAUAGAAGCGAAACAGAAAAUUCUGCUUACAGCCAGGUCCUGGAGUGAAGAUGGUACUAAAGGUAGAGAUGGCGUUUGGUUCCUUCACUGAUCAUGGUUCAAAGUACACCUUUGCUCAGAAUAUGGACAGUAAAGUUAGGAUUUUGUCAAAUUGUAAUUCUAUUUGGGGAGGGGUUAAACCCUCUGUGCAGUAUGCACACCUAACUCCUGCACUCCUGUGUAUUAACCUUUUCCGACCCCUGAACCCUGUGCGUUACAUGCUUCCAACCCCUGUACAGUAUUUUGUGCAUUAUGCACUCCUGACCCCUGCACUCUGUGCAUUAUGCACUCCUGACCCCGGCAUUCUGUAUAUUAGAUACUCCUGGCCAGUGUACUGUAUGUGUUACAUGCUCCUGACCCCUGCAUUCUGUGCAUUAUGCACUCCUGUCCCCUGCACUCUGUGCAUACCCUUGACCAGGUUUGCCACCUACUCCGCCUUCCUUUAAGUGCCUAAAGAUGCCCCAGGUCUCCCAGAACCCAACCUCCCAGAGACACCUAACUCUCCCACAACCCAGCCUCCCAGAGACACCGAACUCUCCCACAACCCGACCUACCAAGCACACCUAACUCUCCCACACCCUAUCUCCCAGGGACACCCAACUCUCCCACAACUUGAUCCCCCAGAGACACCCAACUCUCCCACAACUAGACC